Messenger RNA from Teleopsis dalmanni, 2054 nucleotides. RefSeq lists its product as uncharacterized. The record is from RefSeq and is a predicted model, not a curated record. Gene Ontology annotation, molecular function: nucleic acid binding. The transcript is spliced from 3 exons. NCBI's taxonomy places the organism in Eukaryota, Metazoa, Arthropoda, Insecta, Diptera, Diopsidae. Bases 17 to 1783 code for a protein of 588 amino acids.
AUAGGUAUUCUCUUAAAUGGCUGACUUAAAUUCUACUAUUCAAACCAAGAAACCAAAAAAACCUAAACGAAAAUGUAAAAAAAAUAGCAUAUUGUUGAUGAUCAUGAACCUACCACCCUCGAUGACCGAAAAAGAAUUUCUCGAACAGGCAGGUGAAGUCCCCGAAAACUAUGAUUUCCGUUUUUUUGAUGCAGACUUGUCUUUAGAAAAUGCAACAAGUAAUGUACAAAUUGAAAUUGAUGGAAAAUAUUUACAUAAAUUUCUUAAUAUAUAUGAUGGAUACAAUUUUGUCGAUCAAAAAGGUGUGACCUAUUUGUCAUAUGUUGCAUGUGAUCCACCGCUGGAGCAGACUAUUGAAAACUCCACCACACGCAAAAAUUUGACAAAUAAUUGCACUAAAAAAAAGUCUGCAGUCAUUAUUCCAACACAGCAAGCGAUGGAACACAAAAGUCAGAACAGCCUUAAGGAUCACGUUCUCAAGAUCGGUGAUGAGAACACUACGUGUGGAAAGACGGUUGGUUUUGUUAAAGAGGAUGCAAGUAAAUUUAAACCCAAAAGUCAUUACAAAUACAAUGCAAAGGGUUUGAAUACGAACACUACUCCACCUACAAACGUUAGUAAUCUUGGCCUGGGUGCAAAAGUACAACUAUCACAACGGAGUGCUACAGAAGCUCUCCGUGUACCAACGGUUAAGGAUGAAAUUCUCAAAAUUGGUGAUACAUCACCCACGGUGAAUGCUGGUCCCAAAUGUGGAAAGAUGGUUAAAUUGGUUAAUGACGAUGCAAAUAAAGUUAAAAUCAAAAGUCAUAAAAUAAAAAAUGCAAAGGGUUUGAAUAAGAAAACUUCUCCACCUACAAAUGUUAGUAAUCUUGGCCUGGGUGCAAAAGUACAACUAUCACAAAGGAAUGCUACACAAGCUCUCCGUGUACCAAUGGGAUAUAAAAAAGGUGCGGUAGAUCAGAAAGGUCAGUCUGACGUUAAGGAUCACGUUCUCAAAAUUGGUAAUACAUCAUCCAUUGAGAAUGCUGGUCCUAAAUGUGGAAAGAUGACUAGAUUUGUUAAAGAGGAUGCAAAUAAAGUUAAGCCAAAAUGUUAUAAAAACAAUUUCAAUGCAAAGGGUUUGAGUGAAAAUGUUUCGCCAUCUAUAACUGUUGGUAACAAAGGCCUGGGUGCAAAUCUACAACUAUCACAAAGGAAUGACAAAUUGCAAUAUGGGAAAGGCAAAAAGCUAUACAAUGAUCAGAAGUUUGUUAAGAAAUAUGGCAAGGUAAUGAAGUCUGCUGGUGAAACUUUGGAGCAAAGUGCAAAGCAAAAUGGAAAAUCCCCAAAUCAAGUAAAAGUUUUUAAUAAUGACGGCAAAAAUGAGAAGAAGACAUUUGUGGGUUAUGGUAAUGAUAGGAUUGAUAAUCCUAAUGUUGUAUUGUAUUCUAAUGGCGAACAUGGUUUUAGUGGUUUUAAUGGUGAUGACAAAAAAGAAAGGAAGCGCUCUAAUAUUUAUGAUGGAGCUAAAAAUCGUAAUGUCGUGUCAAAGUCCAAUCUACCUGCUGGCGGUAGUGUUGGAAAGAAUUUUAAAUUCUUGAAUGGAAAACAGUUGUAUAAUAAUAAAUCCAAAGUUUUUGAGAAUGGCAAGAAAGAUAAACAGAUGUUUGUGAAAAAUUAUGAAGUUGGCCAUAAAUAUGAAUCUCACGAGUCUGAUGGAACAAUGGAACUUCGCAGCGGUAAAAGGAAUGUAAAAAUUUCCAAAAAAAAUUAUGGAGAACAAAUUAUUGGAGAAGAAAAGUAAUUCAAAUUUGACGAAUUGAAGUUGUAUAAUAGGAAGCAAAAAAACUAAAUAAUAUAUCAAUAAUACAGCUUUUUCAACAUUUAACGGAACACAAUUUUUUUAAAAACUUAACAAAAUUUUUCAUACAAUAUCAAAUUUCCUGUUCAUUAUUUGAAGUUAACUACAGGAAAAUGUGCCGAGUCUAAGGACAACAAUGAACAACACUUCAGAAGAAAAUCAUAGUAACACUUUUUAAAACUUUUUAAAAACAACGAUACAAUUUUACAUUAAC